Messenger RNA from Chondrus crispus (carragheen), 570 nucleotides. RefSeq lists its product as hypothetical. The record is from RefSeq and is a predicted model, not a curated record. The transcript has a single exon. NCBI's taxonomy places the organism in Eukaryota, Rhodophyta, Florideophyceae, Gigartinales, Gigartinaceae. The coding region runs from base 1 to 570 and encodes 189 amino acids.
AUGCCAACACGUCGGUUUGGCGCCAAACUGCAUGGACGAAGGCAACAAGGCAACAAGCAAAGUUUGUUCCGGCAUCACCUCGCUCACAAACCGUCCAAGCCCGAAGCACGCGCCCAUCCUCCCCAGCCACCGCACACCGCAACCACGCGAAAUUUCCUCACUCAACUCCAUGCUGAAGCGCAGAAACAAUACUGCGCACGCGUGCCUCCGGUGACAUCAUGGCUCGUCCAUCGGCCAAAGUCAUGCCAUUGGCCUCAAUGGCGACCGAUUUGCUUGCUGACAUCGCCCCGGAGCUUGCGCUACGCUGGUGCAUGCGCGAGGCUUCUCAGACAGACCUUCAGCUCCAGAAAACCAUGCCGGCCACCCUCUACCGUGCGCUCAUGUCCUUCCUGCUCCGUGCGCCCAGUACUCGCGACGCUGUCGCCGCAUAUGAGGUGCUCACGCGAGCCGUUUCAUUGCCUCUGGAAACCCCAGGUGCCUGUCUGGGAUUUUCUACUGCGCAGGAGUCGGGGCGCGUCGCUGCAGUGCUCACCAAUUUGGUCGCGAGCGCAGCAAGGGACGAGCCGUUGA